Messenger RNA from Coniophora puteana RWD-64-598 SS2, 2848 nucleotides. RefSeq lists its product as uncharacterized. The record is from RefSeq and is a predicted model, not a curated record. The transcript has 14 exons. The coding region runs from base 73 to 2844 and encodes 923 amino acids. Lineage: Eukaryota; Fungi; Basidiomycota; Agaricomycetes; Boletales; Coniophoraceae.
GCAUUGUCGCGCUAUAGGCGCGGACGGACAGUCCGCUGGUCUCAUCCCUGUUUUAGUCUACUCAGCAGCAAAAUGAGUGGCGGCCAACAAGCCGAAAGUGCACGUCCAUCCCCUAUCAAAGGCAAGGUAAAAGACGAGAGCGUCUGGCGUGCCGACUGGUGGGACGUUUAUCCUUUGACCGAACAGGCCAAGAGGCCAAUUGCCUGGGCACAUGGUUGCGCAGUUUUCUUUGCUCACCCAUCUUUACCGCUUGUCAUUUGCCGAAUCCUUUCUACCGGCCGCCAGUUUCUAAUAGCAACAUCGUUAGCUUCUGGGUACCAACCUCCGACAGUGAUAACUACAUCCCCUGAUGGGUCGUGGCUCUUCGCCUACUUUCCUAGCAAUGACGACGAUGGCAUCGGCUGUAUUUGGAAACGAGGCGCAACAAUUGAAGCUUGGAACUUGCGAGAGCACUGGCCCUUCCCCCGAGGCGCCGGUGCUGUCGGGACAGCUUGGCUGGGGGUUGCAGGUCGUCCUUGGAAGCUGAACUCCAAUGGAACUCUGGAUCGCUUUCCUCCUAGUGGACCUAUAACGCCGGCCUUGAAUCCCUCUCUCCUUGUCGUGACCGAAGCGAUGCAAGUCAAUGUAUACUACCUUCGACCGUUUUCAGCAGGAUUCAAGGUUAUGUCCUGUACGCUUACCCAACCAAACAUGACCCACGAAGGUCAUGCGUCUGAAGCCCGAAGCCUUCCUCUUAUCUCAGGACACUCCAGAAUGUGUGUUCGGGCCGCUAUUGGGUCCUUUCCAAAUGAAAGCACUGUCAUUGUUGCAACGAGAUGCCGGACCUAUCCUAGCGAUUCAACCAAAGCCACUGCUAAUUCUUCUCUGGACUUCACUGCUCCAACUGAUGCCAACGAGCAUCACCUCUUUGCUGUAAGCUCAGGAGGUCGAACUGACUGGGAGUUCUGGUCUGAGGAAUCGAUGAUUGACUUUUGUGAGGUGAACCUCAAAUAUGAUGGUGCUGUGUUACACCUCUUCACCCUCCCCAUGGGCUCUAUCCACCAUCCAUCUUCCCACCUUAUCAGCCUCGACUUCGUUGAUACACAGCUGGAAGCGAGACUUGCAGCGCCCAUUACAGGGUCAUCUCCUCAUAAGGAUGGAUCUAAACCUGCUGGGAAAUCAUUUUCCGCCUAUGUGGCCGCAGCCUUUCUGGAUUUUACGGAAUAUAGCAGCAUGGGCAAAUCUGAUUUACUUGCCAUUUCCUUGACACGCAGUUCUCAGCCGGUGCGGGCAGGGCAAAGCCCGUGGACAAUUCAAAAACUGGCCACUCGAGAUUUCCCCUCUCGAACACUGACGUCCAUAAUCGCACAUGCUCCUCUUGAGACUGCCCUCAAGCCUUGCCUAUAUGCUGUGCUGUACAAUCGCGAAGGUAUCGCGUCCAAACCCAAACAUAAGCAGACAGCUAUGGGAUCAAUAUCUGCGCUGAAUCUAGUCGACCUCUCAGAUGACCCAGAGUGGGAUUCAUCAACUAUAUAUAUUUCUGCUGCGGAUGCUGGCACCGAUUUUUCACUUGAUGCGGCUGUUUCUCCAAACGGUGUGCUAGCCUGUCUGUCUUAUUCACAGCACAUUGCUGUGCAAUCCCUCCCGAGACGAAAAUCAUCGCAAGACGUCUCGAAUGCCUUAUCUCUACCACUCGCUGUGGCCAUCAAGUCUAAGAAGCCAAUAAAUGACAUUUCUCAUGUAUUGCGCCAUCUUUCUAUGUCUCGCUCGGACACUGCAAACCUCCUCUGCAAAACACUAGGCAUUCUUGUCGCUGGCUCGCAGAGAGGGGUUACCGAGGCUGAGGCGAUGGGAUUGGUCCAAGCUAGUGUUGAGCUGUACGGGCUGAAAUUCCCCAGAAUGCAACUCGAAUUUUGCAAAAACCUUCGAGAGAAAGAGUUGUUCACCAGACUGCGGCGGGUUAUGGUCGAGUUGUGCUCCAUGGCGGCCGUUCGAAGUUCCUUCGAGGGAUGCCAAGAUGAUGGAUCAUACGACCUGGAGGCGGUCUGGCAGCUCACCAAUCUCAGCAGUUGGGUGGUGGAAUUUCUAGAAAACUUGAUGAAAGAAUGCUUGCUUGUGGUUCAAGCUGUGGAACUCAACGAACCCGAGGAUUCUAUGGUAAAGAAAGAGUCAGCCGAUCAUUUGUCUAUAUCGGAAGCUGCAUCCGAAAAACUGACCAAGAUUUCACAUCUGCUCAAUGAACCCAUAUGGCUUCAUCUUGUACACCCCCUCGCACUUUCCAACAUGUGCACGACUCUGGCCCAUGUGAUCGGGUUUUACAACCAUGUCGUAAACCUCACUGCGAAGGCAGAGGAUGCACAGAUCGCUCGCGACGUUCUAGUUGACGCAGUCCAGUGCUCCGGAAUUGACCUCAAAUUGUUACAUUUUUUAUUUUCGGAGUGUCUGACUGAAAUCAACAAACAGCCAGCUGGAGAGGGGACGCAAAUGCUGGCAGAAGGCCGCACGUUGCCCAAGUUGCAUGAUCAGCUCUACCAAAUGAUACAAAAGCUCGCAGCUUCCUCUGUUGCCGACAAGUCACGUUUAUUCAUUAAACCGAGUGACUUAGUAGAUGGACUCACUCAACUAUCGCUUACCAAGGCUCCAGUCCGCGAGCGAGACGUAGUGACAAAUUCCGUCCUAAUCACCGACGAGCCAGCUAUGACAUGUAUCCGCUGUGGGGGUAGGUCACUCGCGAACGGGAAUGGAAUCAUGGGUUCUCAUAGGUCUCUUCGAUGGGGUUCAUGGGAAAAGAAGUGGCAAACGCGUUGCAUAUGUGGGGGCGAAUGGAGUCUCGACGCGAUCGCUAAAGCAAUGUAUAAACAGUAAGAGA